CUGAGUUAUGCCCCCUGCAACAUGGCUGCGCCCAUAUGAAAACAUGGUCGUGAAAUCUGAAUAAGACACUUUACAUUAGAAAACAAUAUUGUCAGCAUGGCGUCAGGUAAAAGGAAGCACGCUGAAGAUGAUCACUUGUCUCUACACAAAAAUGCCAAAAAAAUAAAGCUGGGAAAAGCAUCUCCAGGGAAACAAAAAUUGGAAAACACAACCUCUGAUCCAAGCAAAACAAAAAGUGUCAAUGGCAGAAUAACAAACAAGCAGAAGAAGGUCAAGAAACAGAAAGAUGCAAAACCGAAAGACUCGCAUCCAAAAGAAGAGGACAUUGCAAAUGAAAAUGGUAACAUUGAGACUGAAUCAAAGCAGAACGGCAAAAAGACAUCCAAACAUUUGAAUAAGUGGCAGCGAUAUAAGAAAAAAAAGAAACCACAGCCUGGAACUCCUAAACCAGCUUCCACAGGAGGAACAGGAAAGAAAGAUGCCGCAUCUACAGAUUCCACUUCCAGAAAGUCUGGUGUUGCCAUUGUUACUGGGAAGCCACAUUUGUAUAAUCCAACUAAGAUCCCAUCGAGCAACUGGAAGCAGCUUCAAGCGGACAUUCAGAAAACAGCACCUAAAAGGAAACAUCCCAGGAAACACCUGAAGAAACAGACCAGUGAUGACCCUACACCUCAGAAGGACAGCGACAAGCCAGACAUCUGGUUUGAUGAUGUGGACGAGGAACUGAUCUACCCGACAAAAGAAAAACCGAAAACUAACAUCAAGACAAAUUCUAAUCUAUCACCGAUCAUCUCAAUCAGAAGCUGGUCUUGUGAAGGAACAUUAAGUUUAAAGGCGUGACAAAGGCUGUAGCCUUGGACUGUGAGAUGGUGGGAGUGGGGGAGAAGGGCAAGGAGAGUGUCUUGGCUAGAGUGUCUGUUGUCAACCAGUUUGGGGAGUGCCUGUAUGACACGUUUGUCCGCAGU
Messenger RNA from Haliotis rubra (blacklip abalone), 965 nucleotides. Its product is annotated as RNA exonuclease 4-like. Gene Ontology annotation, cellular component: nucleus. The transcript has 5 exons. Gene Ontology annotation, molecular function: 3'-5' exonuclease activity; nucleic acid binding. Bases 97 to 840 code for a protein of 247 amino acids. Gene Ontology annotation, biological process: rRNA processing. The record is from RefSeq and is a predicted model, not a curated record. Lineage: Eukaryota; Metazoa; Mollusca; Gastropoda; Lepetellida; Haliotidae.